AUGUCAGAAGCGAUAAGCCAGGAGCAAUUGGCAGCGCUGACUCAGCAGGUGGCGGCACAGGCGGCAGCUACACAGGUCCAGGUCGAUCCCGCAGCCGCAGCAGAAGCGGAUCCAAAUGGGCUAGCUGCCUUGCAAGCCUUGGGAGUAAUGCCUGGAAUGAUGCCUGGCCUUGCUGCCGGUGGCCUCGCUGGCUUGACGGGUAUACCUGGCGUGCCAAUGGUGCAUCCUGGGUAUGCAGCCGCUGCAGCAUCGGCCGCGGCAAACGCAGCUGCAUUGUACUAUCAGGCUUUGCAAGGCUUGGCUGCGACUGGUGCAACAACUCAAGAAGCUGCUCCAGCACAAGGGCACGGAGGCAGAACCUUCAACACGAAGCCCGGAGACUGGAAUUGUAAACUCUGUGGAGAUCUUCAGUUUGCACGCAAUACGAAGUGCCGCCGCUGCGGGGCAGAAAAACCCAGCGAUGCCGAGCUUGCGGCUGCGCCAGCUGUAGCACCCAAUGGUCGCCAAAUGCGCCCGGGUGAUUGGAUGUGUCCCAUGUGUGGCGAUCACGUCUUUGCAAAGCAUGAAGCCUGCCGAAAGUGUAGCACGCCAAGGCCAGCAGAAGUAUUGGCCGCUUUGGCUACAAGAAGCGCUCAGGUAGCACGUGAAGGGGACUGGAACUGCAAGAUGUGUGGCGACUUGCAGUUUGCCCGCAAUGCAGCUUGUAGGCGGUGCGGUGCGGAGAAACCACCCGAUGCGGGAUUGACGCAGCCAGUUGCGACACCUGCUGCCACUCCAGUCGCUGUGAAGAGUCCCGGGUCUGACUUGCGCCCUGGGGAUUGGAUGUGCCCCAAAUGCAACGACCAUGUUUUUGCAAGAAACGAGCACUGCAGGCGCUGUGGAACCACUCGUCCAACCGGAGCAGACUUGGCAGCCAUGGCAGCGGCUGGCACGCUCCCCCCUGCCUCUACCGCAACUGCCCGAUCAGAGAUGAAACCGGGUGACUGGCGAUGCCCCCAAUGCAAGGAUUUAGUCUUUGCACGAAACAACGCGUGCAGGAGAUGCGGCACACCAAGACCUGCCGAUCGAUCGCGCAGCCCAGUUCGUUAG
This is a messenger RNA of Durusdinium trenchii, 1089 nucleotides long. Lineage: Eukaryota; Dinophyceae; Suessiales; Symbiodiniaceae. The record is from the annotation of a GenBank genome assembly.